Messenger RNA from Gongylonema pulchrum, 2157 nucleotides. The record is from the annotation of a GenBank genome assembly. NCBI's taxonomy places the organism in Eukaryota, Metazoa, Nematoda, Chromadorea, Rhabditida, Gongylonematidae.
AUGGUAAUGGCGAAUGGCGACGAAACACAUGGUGGCGGUCAAACAUCUGACAGGUCCUGUACAGACGUCGAGAGGAUCCUGCGCAACGAUCUUUACAGGAAACCUUUCCAGCAAUUUCUUGAACAACAGUUCUGUGCGGAAAAUAUAAAUUUUUACAUGGCGGUGGAGGAAUAUCGCUCCAUACCUGAUACCGAUCUGGAACGAAGAGCCAAGACUGCACGCCAAAUUUUUGAGCGACACUUUUCGCCGAAUAGCGUGGAACCAGUGAAUAUUGACAACAGCACUAGCAAGAGCAUCAGGGAUGCAGUUAUGUCGCAGAAUUUCACCUCGCAACUUUACGACGUAGCACAAUAUCAGAUAUUCCAUUUAUUAAAAUACGAUUGCUGGCCACGUUAUCUACGCGCUGGUGGAGUAGCACCGACAUUCGACGAUGGCUCGGAUGAAACAUCUGGAACUCCAACAACAAGUGCACCAGUUCCUCGACAACAUCGAGGAGAUAAGAAGCGUAAGUCGCUAAUCUGGCAUGGAUUGAGGCCAAGAUUCUCGAGGCGGAAAAAGGCUUGGUCGGAUGGCGAUGGUUCGUUGGCACAUAGUUGCGACAGUAGCGAGUCAUCGGUGCGCGCGGCUGCCGGGCAGUUUUCAACAUCUCAACCUGAGUCACGAAUGCUGCCGCUUCAGGAACAGUUCGGACGCAUAGAUAACAGCCGGGCGUCCUUGCCUUUAAAAUUAAACAAAGAAUUAAGAUUCGGAACGCUUAGUAAAUACGGUUCGCUGAGACGUCGCGGAUUUACAGUGUCAGGGAAGCAACGCUCAGAACCAACAGAGACAUCUCGUGCGCAUUCUAGUGCUCAACAACAAAGCACUUCCAGUUUCGCAGUCACCGAAGUGUGCACCAAAUUUUGCACUUUAAUGCUUAAUGAUGCGCCUUGUGUGGAGCAGAUCGCACUUCGUGAUCCAUCGGAGUCGGUUGGAAAAUGGACAGCAGCGAUUGCAGCGAAACGUGGUAUGGACCCACGAGCAACUGAAGUAGUAGAUGCACAGACAUCUCGUGCGCAUUCUAGUGCUCAACAACAAAGCACUUCCAGUUUCGCAGUCACCGAAGUGUGCACCAAAUUUUGCACUUUAAUGCUUAAUGAUGCGCCUUGUGUGGAGCAGAUCGCACUUCGUGAUCCAUCGGAGUCGGUUGGAAAAUGGACAGCAGCGAUUGCAGCGAAACGUGGUAUGGACCCACGAGCAACUGAAGUAGUAGAUGCACAGUCAGGUGCGACAAUUGAUCCGGCUCGUCAAGCAGUUGAUGCUCUCAAUAACCGGUGUGUACGUUUGCUGCCCGUGCUACAUUUUGCUGCCGAAAUAAUUAUCCCAACUCCUUCGAAUAAAACGGGUACAUGCGCAAAUACACGGUACGUUUCCUCAGGUGCGACAAUUGAUCCGGCUCGUCAAGCAGUUGAUGCUCUCAAUAACCGGUGUGUACGUUUGCUGCCCGUGCUACAUUUUGCUGCCGAAAUAAUUAUCCCAACUCCUUCGAAUAAAACGGGUACAUGCGCAAAUACACGGUUUGUAUUAUUGCGGGCCCGGCAUGGGCUUUCUUUGAAUGCUGCAUUAAGGCCAGUAUUGGCCAAAUAUCUUAUCGAUUAUGAUUCCUGUGUUGUUGUUCUUCCGAGCUCAUUUGAUGCAGUAAGUGGACAAACCACUGUCGAAAAGCGGCUAUCACCGAAGCGAGAAACAGCCAAAGAAUUGCAUUCGACACAGUUUAUCACUCCGGAAAAGAAUUUACCGUUUUACCAGCAUGGUGACGUUGCGUUUGUGGAACUUCCAGCUGACUACGAUUUGCGAACUGGCAAGGUGAAUGCAACGCGUUCAUAUUCGAAUGCAAAGACCGAACAUACGUCCGGCUUGUUGAAGUUUGUACGUAAAGCGAGUCAAGCGGUAACGAGUCGUGAGCCGUCGUCGUCGUCCGAUGGCGCGGGCCCGUGUUCCUCCCAGCAGCACUCGGCAGGGCACAGUUACUCGCAGUCAGUAUCCUCUCGAGAUUACGCCGACAGAACAAGGUUCAUAAGUGCUAUUUUCCUAUUGAAUUUGCACAAUUUAUCAAGUUGUUUGACUGUUGCGCGCAUCUUCGUCCCACAGAAAAUGUUGGGCUCCAUUGUCAGUUACUGA